AUGCUUGACGACUUUGAUAAAGCCUGUGGAACGAUUGGUCUUCGAAUAAAUCUCACAAAAACGAUGUUCAUGAAGAACGGAUUGGUUUCGUAUGCCCCAUUCACGCUCAGCGGAACGAAUAUCCCCGAAUGCUCCAGUUAUAUCUAUCUAGGUCGGGAAAUUAAUGUGAUGAACGACCUAGCUACAGAGCUGAGCAGAAAAAAACGAGCGGCUUGGGGAGCUUUCAAGAGCAUCGAGGAUGUAGUGAAGAACACCCGACUCCGUGCCCACCUUUUCGACCCAACGGUGCUUCCUGUCCUAACGCAUGCGUUAGAAACCUGGUCGCUACGUAAGCAGGAUGAAAGGUCACUCAGCGUUAUCGAACGCGCAGUCGAAAGGACGAUGCUAGGAGCACCCCGUGUCACACCAGUAAGGGAUGGGAUCCGAAGCUCCGAUCUGCGUCAACGAUCAAAAAUCAAAGGUGCCGUUCUGUACGCCAAACAGUCGAUGAUAAGUCGGGCUGGACACGUAAUGCGUAUGAAUGACAACCGAUGGACAGGAGCCGUUAGUGACUGGAUUUCUCGGGAUUUCAAACGUACUGCAGUAAGACCACCGACCCGAUGA
This is a messenger RNA of Angiostrongylus costaricensis, 603 nucleotides long. The record is from the annotation of a GenBank genome assembly. Lineage: Eukaryota; Metazoa; Nematoda; Chromadorea; Rhabditida; Metastrongylidae.